Molecule: messenger RNA, 3016 nt
Organism: Hippoglossus stenolepis (Pacific halibut)
Lineage: Eukaryota; Metazoa; Chordata; Actinopteri; Pleuronectiformes; Pleuronectidae
Gene: il21r.1
Product: interleukin 21 receptor, tandem duplicate 1
Exons: 10
Coding region: 270-1886 (538 amino acids)
Biological process (GO): immunoglobulin mediated immune response; cytokine-mediated signaling pathway
Cellular component (GO): membrane; external side of plasma membrane
Molecular function (GO): protein binding; cytokine receptor activity
Source: RefSeq, a predicted model, not a curated record
CUCAGUCUCUGAGGAUUCAGCUUCAGCAGGGUCGACCAGUGGAAACUGUCCGGCUGCUGGGUCCGUCUUUCGUCCAGUGAGUGAUGUGCCAGAGGAGACGUGGAGGAUGUCGUGGGCACAUUCUGAGGAACGAAGCCUCACUGCAGCGCCCAGGGUCCGACUCCAGUUCUGAUCACAGUGCCUUGCUCAACAGCAACUGAGCAGCUUCACAAAGUUUCAGCUGCUGUGUUUCCUCUCGUCGAAGCGGCUGAAAACACUGGGUCGUCCCCAUGGCGCUGAAAGCUGUUUGCUUAUUGCUGCUGUUGGACGUCACUUUGUUGAUCCACUGUGUCACGUCUUUGUACAAUGUCACCUGCUCGACGGACUACGAUGUGUCACUGAAUUGCUCCUGUUCAGGAAUAACUACAUAUCCCAUCCUCAUGGAAGUCAGCUGCAGUGACGACGACGACGAAGUGGUAAACGGCAGCUGUGAAAUCGAAUGGCCUCAGUCCUGGUGCGUGAUGAACCUGGAGGAGCUCUAUGUAGUCGCAAGCAUCGGGACCUGGUGCACCGCAACUGCCAGUCACCAGGGGGAUCAAGAAAUAACGAAGGAGACUGAGUCAUCUAGCUGGGCUCUGAGUGACGUGGUGAAACCUCAGCCUCCUUCCGACGUUCGAGUGACGAACACUGACGGACUCUACAACAUCUCAUGGGCCCACCACAACCAAAACGACUGUCUCCAGUACAGGCUGCGCAUAAGAGAGAGCAAACACCCGUCAAAGGCUCCGGUUCCUUCCAUUCUCUUGGAGAAGUCCCAGUACAUCCGGCUGGACAACAGCAAACUCCAGCCGGGUGUCAACUACACUGUGGAUGUUAAGGCCAAAAUGUGCCCUAACAACGUCUAUCAGGGUCCGUGGAGCGAGUGGAGCGCUGCUGCGGAGUGGAGGACAGAAGGAGCUCCUGUGGAGGAUGAAGGGAUGAAUGGAUAUUUUUGGUUUGUCCUCCCCAUCAUUCUCGUCUUCUGCAUCCUUUUGUGGUAUUUCCAGAAACUGUUUUUGACGAAAAGACUCAAGGUGGUGACAUUCAUCCCCAGAGCGAACAUGUUUUUCGAACCUCUGUACCACGACCAUGGAGGAAACUUCAAGGAGUGGGUGAAGCCUUUAUUCAGCGAGUAUGAUUACCUGCGGAUCGAAUCUCAGCUGAUGAGCGAGAAGCAGUACGACGUCCCUCAACUGAGCGAGGAGAAGAAGAGCUUCAGAGAGGUCAACGAGACGAGUAAUGGCGGUCACUUCCCCCACGUGCUGCAGCCUCAGAGCAACUGGCUGCUGCCCUUCCACAGCGAUGGCAGCUCGCAGGACACCGGCCACUCCGCUGGACACGUCUCCAUCCACACGGUUACCCUGUCCGGAGAGGAGUAUGAGGAGGAAGUCAUGUCGCAGAGCUCCGUGAACACCCUCGCCAGCUUCCAAGACGGAGAAAGCUUUGGUUCGUUCGAAGAGGUCGACAGAGAGCAUGCUGGGUACGAUUCAGAGGGACCUCAGCUGGACAGACAAAGCGCGAUGUCACCAGAGCAUGAAAACAAAAUGUCCAUCGAGUUAUCAGAAGUGGGAAAUAUAAACUUUCAGCCACGUGCUGAGUUCAACGAGCCAGAGAGGAUUUCCCUUGACUCCUACACCUCAAACGAGCACUCGGAGGACGGCUACCCUCGUGUGGACUUGGACACCAUUGACAGUGGUUUUGCAGAGUGCAGCAGCCCCGGGGCCUCGGACACAGCGGAGCACAUGGACUCCGACUUAUUUCAGGAGCAAAAAAACUCUAAUUCAAACUACGUGAGGCAGUGGAUGAUAUGUAACAUUAUUCAGGAGGACGCCAGCAACUCGGACAGUGAACUGCGUGAAACACAGUGAUGAUUAUUAUUCCUGCCACCGUUAAGCUGCGUUUAUGCAGGACUGUGACUUUAAUGCAACACUUUUUGGAGUUCUGUGGGUCGUGCAUUUAAAACAUGGACAUUGUUGUUGGUAUUUUCACAACAGAUAUUUGAGAUUCUAGUUAGUUCAUCUUGAAAUGUUGAACCCUGUACUUUGUAUGACGUGUAUAUAGUCAGCUUCUCUUGUUUUAUAAUCGUUGUUUGUGUUUAAAUAUGUUUUGAAAAUAGUCUUUCCCUUCAUGUCUCUUGCAGUGAGUUUCUCAAAUGCUCAUUCAAUGCAUCAGUCCGUUAAUAGGUCAUAACAAAGCAAUGAGCAUCUAUAAUUAUUUGCAUGGGACCCUCCGGACGUCUUAGACAUUGCAACACAGGAUCAAAACUCUGCAUUUAUGCUUUUGUGCAUAAUAUCUUUGUCAUUCUGUCUCCGUCUCUGCAUGUUCUUAUGCUUCAUCUUGCACCCUGUGCGUGCUGCCUUAUCAAGAUGUCUGAUAACGUUCUUGUAAAUGACCAUUAUCUGUCAUCACUGCAACCACUCGUCCUGUUUUGUGCAAUGUCCCUCAUCUCCAAACACGACGAUUAUUUCUCCUCUUUCACCAAAUGUUAUAUUCGUGUGGUACAUGCACAACUGUGGAGGUGCAACUGCAGGAACUGGCAAAAGAUUUAACUUAUGAAACUACGAUGUUUUUUGCCUUUUCUUAGGGAGUGAUUCAUGGCUCUUGAUGAGGCAUCUGUGGGGAACUGAUAUGAGUGUGUAAUUGAAUUUAAGGGAAUUGUUUGGUUUUUGCAGUUGUAUCAGAUCUACUCAGUGCCUUUCUAGUUUGUUGGUUUGUUGCUUUCUUUAUUAGCAGGACAAUGCUUAAAUGAAUUUCCACUAAAUCUGGUGGAGGGAUGAGACCUCGGCUUUUAAAGACUCCAUUACAUUUUGGUGCAGAUGUGGAUUAAGGGGAAUCAGAGAUCUGCACUCUAUUAUUCUAAUUCUGUCUGUUUUCUCUGUCUUAAAUUCCAUGUAAAUAUUAAGUUGGAUUUGAAUGUUGUGGUGUUUGCUUCUCCUUCGUGCUCUGUGUGCUCAGUCUGUGCCUGCAGAUGUCAAAAUAAAAGAAAGAAUCACGAUUA